AUGGAUCUUCCCAAGCGGAUAGUUCAGCGAGUCAUCAACAGGUCGCCUCGACGACAGCAUGCUGCACCCCACCCACAACGACGGAAGCCCGCCCCAGUGAGAUCCGCCGUGCAUGAUCCUACGAGAAGGGGUGUCAUCACGCCUGGCAUCCUCGCCGCCACGACGGUCAACCCGCCUCUGCCUCGUAUCAAGCCACAGCCCAUCGAGAUCACGAUGACCAUCUUCAGACGACGCCGGGCUCAGCUGAACCGAUACGUGGCAACUAAGCGAUUGCAGCUCUGGCGCAGGCUGCUCGAGGACGAGGCCACACUCGAGCGCCGGCUCCGUCUGCCACCAUCUCAGGAUGCGCCAGACAGCUUGUCGUCAGUGCAAUAUGUCACCGAACAUUUGCGUAAAUUGGCUGGCUACUACGAGGCAGACAAGGCUCGCGCCAGGCUCAAAGUGCCACUCGCUAUGGUCGCGCAAGCUGCCCGAGCGCGAAAGCGUCAGGCGGUAUAUCUCCAAAAGCGAGCGAGACGCAGACAGCGCCAGAGCGCGCGCCACUGCGGGCUGUAA
Messenger RNA from Mixia osmundae IAM 14324, 555 nucleotides. RefSeq lists its product as uncharacterized. The coding region runs from base 1 to 555 and encodes 184 amino acids. The transcript is spliced from 2 exons. Lineage: Eukaryota; Fungi; Basidiomycota; Mixiomycetes; Mixiales; Mixiaceae. The record is from RefSeq and is a predicted model, not a curated record.